Messenger RNA from Cylindrotheca closterium, 702 nucleotides. NCBI's taxonomy places the organism in Eukaryota, Bacillariophyta, Bacillariophyceae, Bacillariales, Bacillariaceae. The record is from the annotation of a GenBank genome assembly.
AUGUCCUACAUUCAGUGCUCCAACGAAGCCAAGCCUCAAAGCAUCGUCCAUCACAUUGGACGUCUUGGCUCCAAGAUCACCAAGCCAAUCUCCAAUCGCCGAAAGCGCAUGAGAAUGCAACGAAAACUAUCAGGAGGGUCAGUGGCAUCCUCGCACCAAGAGACCGCCUCUCUAUCAGUAUGCGAUACUGCUGACUACUGCCUGGCAAGCGUGGCAGUAUCCGAGGAUGGUAGCUAUCAAGAAGACAAUUACACCAUUGAUAGCGACGAUGCAUUCUCCUGCUGCAGCGACAUUGACGAAGAUGAAGGUAUUUUCGAAACACUCGACCAGAACGACUUUCUCACUGAAUGCUUCGUCACCAACGGACAAAGCGACGUGGUCUUUUUGGUACACUUUUUCAACCAAGAAACCUCCAUUUCCCAUGCUAUUGAAGACAUCCUAUCCAUUCGAGUCCUUGAGACCAACUCCAAGUGUGAAUGUCGAAGAAUCGACUCCAAGAGCGCACCACUCUUUACAGCCAAGCUACAGAUCGACCCGGAACAACCCACUAUUGUUGCAAUCAAGAAUGGCAAGAUCCUGAGCAAAGUCUCAGACAUCUCGUCAUCACAAUGCACAGAAGUGGACCGAUGGUUGGCAAGAACGAGAAUACUUCAAAGCGUUUCAUCCAGCGCCACUUUCUCUGGUCUAUCAACCAACAUGUAG